ACUGUUUGGAUGCCCCAGUGUCACAGGGGUGCGCUGACCAUCCCGGGAGGAGAUCUGAGCAUGGCUGCAUAGGACACGGGGCUCUGGCCCCAUGCACAGUGGGCUCGCAGGACCGCAGGGCCUUGGCAGGGGUAUGGUGACAGCCCAGGAGCAGGCCCCAGCCAGCAAGGAAAUGGGAAGUGAAACUGAAUUUUGCUUUCAAUUUUCUACGCCCUCCUCCUCCCAGCGGAAAUGGACUUUGUGGCUGCUUCUGCUGGCUGGGGGCAAUGACAGACAAGCUGCUCCUGAAUGUGCGGUUGGACUUUGUGGAGCGUGCAAGCAAGCCGCUCAUCUCCGGGCUGCUGGAUGAGCUGAUGGCCCGAGGGGUGCUGAACCAAGAGGAGGUGGAGGAGGUGCAGGAUAAGUACACGGUGCGCACUGACAAGGCCCGCUGCCUCAUCGACUGCGUGCGCCUGAAGGGCCCCCGCGCAAGCCAGAUCUUCAUCGACAGCCUCAGGAAGCGUGAUGGCACCUUGGCAGAGCAGCUGGGCCUGGCCACUGACAUGGGGCUCCCCGGUGCGCAGCUGGUCUCCCCCAGCCCCCUCGUUGCCAUCCAGGGCCAGCAGUGGAUCCGGCAGUGUUCCCUAAGCGAGUACCAGCACAUCAGGGCCACAGAAGGAGACCAGAUCUAUCCCCUCUAUCUGCCACGGGAGGUGCGAACCCGCAGGGCCCUGCUCAUCUGCAACAUUGACUUCGAGCACCUGAGCCGGCGGAAUGGGGCUGAAGUGGAUGUACAGGGGAUGACAAAGCUGCUGGAAGGGCUGGGCUACGCGGUGGACAUCCAUCACAACUUAUCUUCCGAGGAGAUGGCUACGGUCAUGAAUGAUUUUGCAGAUCGCAAAGAGCACUGCACCUCUGACAGCACCUUCCUGGUCUUCAUGUCCCAUGGGGUCAGGGCUGGGCUCUGCGGGACCAAGAGCAGAGACGAAGCCACAGACAUCCUCUCCCUCGAUACCAUCUACGAGAAGUUCAACAACCAGCACUGCCAGGCACUGCUGGGCAAACCCAAAGUGGUCAUCAUCCAGUCCUGCCGUGGAGGCAAGGUGGGCUCUGUGCUGGUGAGCGAGGCUGCAGACCUCUCUGUGCCCACUCCCGGCCCCACUCACACCACCCAUGUGGCGCUGGAGGGUGACGCCAUCUGUGAAGUCCACCUGGAAAGUGAUUUUGCCACUUUACAUUCCUCCACACCUGAUACUGUCUCCUGGAGAAGCUCAGUAACAGGAUCCCUUUUCAUCCAGCACCUGAUAGAGCAGUUUCGAAACCACGCCUAUAACAGUGACUUGGAGGAGCUAUUCCGAAAGGUCCAAUAUUCCUUUGGAAAAUUCCCUCGGCAGUUGCCAUCAAAAGAGCGGACUACGAUGCCCAGGAAGUUCUUCCUCUUCCCAGGCAUCUGAUCUCCUGACCAUGUCCCUGAUGAAGAGUCCCUCUCCGGCAUCCUUGUAGCCCCCUUCAGGUACUGCUCUGAGGUCUCCACACAGCUUCUCUUCUCCAGGCUGAACAGCCCAAACUUUCUCAGCUUGCCUUCAUACGGGAGGUGCUCCAGCCCCUGAUCAUCCUCGUGGCCUCCUCUGGACUUGCUCCAACAGCUCCAUGUCCUUAUUUGAGGACACCAGAACUGCACACGGUACUCGAAGUGGGGUCUCAUGAGCGCAGAGGGGCAGGAUCACCUCCUUCGACCUGCUGGUCACACUCCUAUUGAUGCAGCCCAGGAUACAGUUGAUUUCUGGGCUGCAAGUGCACACUGAAGCCAGCUCAUGUUCACUUCUUCAGAAAAGAAAGGACCAGAGAGAAAGCCCAGAAAGAGUGAAUCUCCAAACCAGCUACUUGUGCCCCUUUGCUAGACAAUUGCAAACAGACCUAGAAUAAAACAGUCCUUGGUCUCCUA
Messenger RNA from Strigops habroptila (Kakapo), 1924 nucleotides. RefSeq names its product caspase-1-like. Gene Ontology annotation, biological process: regulation of apoptotic process; proteolysis. The record is from RefSeq and is a predicted model, not a curated record. The transcript is spliced from 9 exons. The coding region runs from base 267 to 1433 and encodes 388 amino acids. Gene Ontology annotation, molecular function: cysteine-type endopeptidase activity. Lineage: Eukaryota; Metazoa; Chordata; Aves; Psittaciformes; Psittacidae.